AGGUAAAUACUAAAGUGCCGGACAGCAAUCCGAUAGCCGUACGUUUGAAAACGUUUAAACUCCGAAUCUGCUCCGAAUUCAGUCCCGUACUCCUGUGACACGCAACCCGCAAAAAUGCCUGUCACAAAGAAUAACAAGAUGAUGCAGCACAUCAACUACAGAGUGCGCGUCAUCUUACAAGAUUCUAGAAUGUUCAUUGGUACAUUUAAAGCCUUUGAUAAACAUAUGAACUUGAUUUUGGCCGACUGUGAAGAAUUUCGUAGACUGAAAAGUAAAGCCAAAGUACCUACAAUACCCGCAGAGCCAAGAGAAGAAAAACGUGUACUUGGUUUUGUUUUAUUACGUGGACAAAAUAUAGUAUCUAUAACUAUCGAAGGACCCCCUCCACCCGAGGAAGGUCUUCCAAGAGUGCCACUACCCGGUGGUGGUGGUGGUCCAGGAUCUAGCCGUGCUGCUGGACGAGGGAUGCCUUCUGUCAUACCAUCAGCAGCUACACCUGGCUUACAAGGACCAGUAAGAGGUGUUGGAGGUCCUUCACCAGCUGCAAUGGCACCAACUAGAGGUGCUCCUGCUCAACCACCAAUAAGAGGCCCACCAAUGAUGGCUCCUCCACCAGGCAUGAUGGCUGGUAUGCCACCAAUGCCAGGUAUGGGUCGAGGUGGACCACCACCAAUGCCAACCAAUAACAUGCGUGGUCCUCCACCUAUGAUGAGAGGUCCUCCAGCUGGUCCAAGAGGAUAUUAGUGUGUAAUACUGAUGUUAUCUACUGAAUAUUUGAUAUGACUAAAUAAAUAAUCAUCGCAUAACAUUCAAUAAUUGUAUUACCAAUUUCAUAAGCUAGUGCAGUUCAACAACACAUUUUAUUUAAUAUUGUAAUUUUUUUUUUAAAUUAAUAACUUCUAAUGUUAACAUACUAUGAUUCCAUAUACUAGUAUAAUAUAUUAUUAUAUUGUAUAUAUAAAAUAUAAGUGUGAAAUUGAACAGGUAAAAAUCUACAAAACAA
Messenger RNA from Acyrthosiphon pisum (pea aphid), 1003 nucleotides. It is a transcript of the gene SmB, whose product is annotated as small ribonucleoprotein particle protein SmB. Lineage: Eukaryota; Metazoa; Arthropoda; Insecta; Hemiptera; Aphididae. Gene Ontology annotation, molecular function: snRNP binding; RNA binding. The record is from RefSeq and is marked provisional. Gene Ontology annotation, cellular component: U1 snRNP; U2-type prespliceosome; U5 snRNP. Gene Ontology annotation, biological process: mRNA splicing, via spliceosome.